AUGAAGUCUGUGAAUGAUAAUAGCGAUGGCAGCAAUAACAGUAACUGGCUGGGUUUUUCUCUCUCACCCAUGAAUAUGGAGGGUUCUGCUGCUUCAGAUCCUCAUCCUCAUCAUCAGUUCAAUCAUCACACUGAAGCUCCUCCUACCACUGCAGUUCCAUCAAGCAACUUCUAUCUUUCACCUCUUCACCUAAAUACUUCAACAAUCUGUUACGGAGGAGGUGAAAUGGGUGGUUUUCACCCUCCUUUGUCAGUAAUGCCUCUUAAAUCUGAUGGUUCACUUUGCAUUAUGGAAGCAUUCUCUAGAUCUCACUCACAAGCUAUGGUACCAAAUUCCUCUCCUAAACUGGAAGAUUUCUUGGGUGGUGCAACAAUGGCUACUCAUGACUACGGGAGUCAGAGAGAAACGAUGGCUUUAAGCCUAGACAGCAUAUUCUACAACCAAGAGUCCAUUAGGCAGCAGCAACACCAUCAGUAUUAUUCUGAACUACAGUGCAAUGAGCAGCAGGUAAAUGGUUGUAUGGUUGAAGUUAGGGGUGCUUCAGGCUCUAAUGCUUGUGGUGGUGGGGGUGCAAUGGGCUAUGGGGAUUUGCAGUCUUUGAGUUUGUCCAUGAGUCCUAAUUCUCAGUCUAGUUGUGUCACUGCUCCAAGGCAAAUCUCACCCACUGAGACUCACUGUAUAGCCUUGGGAACCAAGAAGAGGGGAUCUGAAAAAGUUGCACAAAAGCAAACUGUUCAUCGGAAAUCUAUUGACACAUUUGGUCAAAGAACUUCUCAGUAUAGGGGUGUAACUAGACAUAGGUGGACCGGUAGGUAUGAAGCUCAUCUGUGGGAUAACAGUUGCAAGAAGGAGGGGCAGACUAGAAAAGGGAGGCAAGUUUAUCUGGGUGGUUAUGAUAUGGAAGAGAAGGCUGCAAGAGCAUAUGAUCUUGCUGCCCUCAAGUACUGGGGACCCUCAACGCAUAUUAAUUUCCCGUUGGAGAACUACAGGCAAGAACUUGAGGGGAUGAAGAACAUGAGUAGACAGGAAUACGUAGCACACUUGAGAAGGAAAAGUAGUGGAUUUUCAAGGGGAGCUUCAUUGUACAGAGGAGUAACGAGGCAUCAUCAGCACGGCCGAUGGCAAGCUCGGAUUGGCCGGGUCGCCGGGAACAAGGACCUCUAUCUUGGAACUUUUAGCACUCAAGAGGAAGCAGCUGAAGCUUAUGAUAUUGCUGCAAUCAAGUUCCGGGGCGUAAAUGCUGUGACAAACUUUGACAUAUCAAGAUAUGACGUAGAGAAAAUUAUUGCGAGCAGUACUCUGCCUACUGCAGAGCUAGCAAGGCGAAAUAAAGAGAGGGAGCCUCAGCCUGAGGCCAUCGAAUAUAACACAGUAGCACAGAAACCGGAGGGAUUUUCUCUACUGGAGAAUGUCCCUGAUUGGAAAAUGGUGCUAUAUCAAUCCCCCAGGCAUCAACAAAAUGAUCCUUCAUUGGAAUUAAUGAAUGAGAAAACAAUGCAUUCAGGAAAUUAUCAAAACCCUUCUUUCUCAGCUGGGCUGCAGGAUCUGAUUGGAAUCGACACGUCUAACAUAAACCAGUCGGUUAUGGAUGAACCUAUCAAUCCUGGAACACAGCACUUCUCGAACCCAUCGUCUUUGGUUACCAGCUUGAGCAGCUCAAGGGAAGCAAGUCCAGAUAAAACAGGUGCUUCCAUCCUCUUUGCAAAGCCUACCUCCUCUACCUCGACUUACAUUAAUACCUGGAUGCACACUAAUACCCAACUGAGGCCUCUUCCACUUUCAAUUGCUCAGUUGCCAGCUUUUGCUGCCUGGAACGACACUUAA
Molecule: messenger RNA, 1824 nt
Organism: Fraxinus pennsylvanica
Lineage: Eukaryota; Viridiplantae; Streptophyta; Magnoliopsida; Lamiales; Oleaceae
Source: the annotation of a GenBank genome assembly